Molecule: messenger RNA, 4549 nt
Organism: Seriola dumerili (greater amberjack)
Lineage: Eukaryota; Metazoa; Chordata; Actinopteri; Carangiformes; Carangidae
Gene: klb
Product: klotho beta
Exons: 6
Coding region: 171-3338 (1055 amino acids)
Biological process (GO): carbohydrate metabolic process; fibroblast growth factor receptor signaling pathway
Molecular function (GO): hydrolase activity, hydrolyzing O-glycosyl compounds; fibroblast growth factor receptor binding; fibroblast growth factor binding
Source: RefSeq, a predicted model, not a curated record
UUCAGAUGUCCCUUUCUCCUUGCUGUGAUCGUUUCUCUCCCUUCAUUACCACCACUAUGGAUCUGUUGUCAUUCACAAGUGGAUUCAUGAUAUUGAACAGAGCAGCUGCUCUGACUGACACCAGCUACCCCCUCCAAGUGGAUUUCUGAAGCAAGGUGAACUCCCUCAGUAUGCUGAACCAUCCCUCUCUUUCCACAUGUCAGUGCCUGUUACUCUGCGUCCUGUUGUCGGCGUGUGGUUGGAACAAGGCAGCCUGUUCUCUUGGGGAGGGCAGGAAGAUUUGGCAGCAGCCCAAGCCAGACCCCAUCAUCAAAGCCCAGUCUUUCCUCCAUGACACCUUCCCUUCAGGAUUCCUCUGGGGUUCGGGGACGUCUGCCUUCCAGACAGAAGGAGCCUGGGACCAGGAGGGGAAGGGAACCUCUGUCUGGGACCAUUACACCCACUCCGCUGUCAGUGGUAAUUCGGCAACCGAGACUGCCAAUGUGGCAAGUGACAGCUACACUCACUGGGAAGAAGAUGUGAAGGCACUGGAGUUGCUAGGUGUAAGAUCAUACUCCUUCUCUCUCUCCUGGCCCAGGCUGUUUCCUGAUGGGAACGCCAGGAGUGAGCCCAAUACAGCUGCUGUGGAGCAUUACAGCCGCCUCAUAGAGAGGCUUCUGCAAAAGAAAAUCGAGCCCAUCGUCACUCUCCAUCACUGGGACCUGCCACAGGUCCUGCAGGAGCGAUAUGGAGGCUGGAAAAACAACACUCUGGUGGGACUGUUUGAGGAGUAUGCUGCCUUUUGUUUCCACACGUUUGGGAGUCGUGUUAGGUACUGGCUCACAAUGCAUAACCCAUACCUGGUGGCUGUACAUGGGUAUGGGACAGGUGUACACGCUCCUGGAGAGGCAGGGGGUCCCUCUGGCUCUCUCAUUGUGGCCCACAACCUGAUCAGAGCACAUGCUAAAGCAUGGCACACCUACAAUGCCCACUACAGACCAACUCAGAAGGGUAAAGUAUCCAUUGUUCUGGGAUCCCACUGGGUUGAGCCUCAAAGAGGCCAAGCCACAGCUGCCAAUGUUGCGCUUUGCCAGCAAUCAAUAGAGGCUGUGCUUGGCUGGUUUGCCAACCCCAUCUUUGGAGAUGGGGACUAUCCAGUCUCUUUAAAAAUCAAGCAUGGGGCCCUACUGCCCACAUUCAGCGCUGAGGAGAAGCUCUGGGUGCGGAAAACAGCUGACUUUUUUGCUCUGUCCUUUGGUCCCAACAACCUCCGUCUGGGCCGGAACCUGGUCCAGUAUGGGCAGACUGUGACCCCAGACCUGAGGCGCAUACUGAGCUGGAUAAAGCUGGAGUAUGGGGACCCGAGGGUGCUGGUUGCUGAAGGAGGCUGGUUCUCUGAAGCGAGUGUGGGAAUAGAGGACACAGUGGCCAUCUAUCUGAUGAAGAGUUUUAUCAACCAGGUCCUGCAAGCUAUUAAGUUCGAUGGUGUGCAGGUGUUUGGCUACUCUGCCUGGUCAUUGGUGGAUGGAUUUGAGUGGAAUUAUGGCUACACUGUUAGGCGAGGCCUUUUCUACAUCGACUUCAGCCAACCAAACCGAACCAGGACCCCCAAGACCUCUGCUCAGUACUACCAGCGUGUUGUUGCUGACAACGGUUUCCUCAGUGAUGAAACCUUCAGAGAGGUCAAAGGCCGUUUCCCUUGUGACUUUCACUGGGGUAUUGCUGAUUCUACCUUACAGGUCCAUUUCUACCCUUUCUCACCACAGUUUACUGACCCCCAUUUGUACAGCUGGAACCUGACAGGAGACGGAUCAUUGCGUCCAGUUCCGGGGGUGAAGCUCCACACGAGACCAGCCCAGUGCACCGAUUAUUUAGCCAUCCAUGGUCAUCUUCGCCUGUUUGCGUCCACUGGGGCAUCUCACUACCGCUUUGCCCUAAACUGGUCUUUGAUUUUACCCCAGGGAGACCUCGCUAAUGUGAACACUGAGGCUCUGAGGUACUACCGCUGUGUCCUGACUGAGCUCAAGAAGCUGAACCUGGAGGCUGUUGUAAUUCUCUACUACCCGACACACAGAGCUCCAAAUCUGGGCCUGCCUGGGCCAUUGCAUGCCUCUGGGGGUUGGCUUAACAACAGCACAGUUGAAGCUUUUCAGGAGUAUGCAGCACUCUGCUAUGAGCAGCUGGGGUACUGGGUUCGAUACUGGAUCACCAUCAAUGAGCCGAACAGACUCGUAGAUGUUUAUUCCAAUGGGAAAGAGAAGCAUCAAGCAGCUCAUAAUCUUCUCCUGGCUCAUGUAAAAGCCUGGAGGUUAUAUGAGAGGGAACAUUAUAGUCAGCAUGGAGCGCUGGUAUCACUUGCACUACAUGCUGACUGGGCCGAACCUGCCAACCCCUUCCUGGACUCACACACGGCAGCAGCACAGAGAUUCCUUUUGUUUGAACUCGGUCGCUUCUUAGACCCUUUGCUGGGAACUAGAUACGAGGAGAAGCAUAGCGAGGGGGGCUACCCACAGGAAAUGAAAGAAUACCUGGAGGAGAGAGCUCGUGAAGUGGGCUUCCCUGGAUCUCCUCUUCCUAGUUUUACUGAGACGGAGAAGGAGGAGCUGAGAGGGGCUUUGAGUUUUAUUUCACUGAACCAUUUCACCACCCGUUUGGUGGCUCCAUAUGUCCAUACACAGGCCAAUUUCCAGCAGAAACAACGCCCUGAUCAUGACUGUCGGAUCCUUUCUGAUCCCACCUGGCCCUCAUCCAGUCUGGGUCAGGCUCUUGUACCCUGGGGCCUGAGGAAGAUCCUAAACUGGGUGAGCCAGCGAUAUGGAAGUGCUCUACCUAUCAUUAUCACAGCCAGUGGUGUUGAUGACCAGGCUCCUGUUGAGGACAAACUCAGGCAACACUACCUCAGGAGUUACCUGCAAGAGGCUCUCAGAGCUCGCCAAUUAGAUGGGGUCAACCUGCAGGGCUUCUACAUGUGGAAACUGCAAGAUCGACAUGCCCCCCAGUUUGGGCUUUUCACUUCAACCCAACACCAAUCCAAAGCCAAGGCCUCUAUUGGCGUCUACAGAGAUAUUAUCACUCAGAGUGGUUUCCCAGAGGACGACACCAUGCAGACCUGCACUUUCAGUGAGCUGCGCGAACCUUGCUCUGUAUGUGCAUGGAUGCUCAAGAACAAAGCGAUGCUGGUUUUCGGAGGCUGCCUCAUGAUAACAGCUGUUAUGUUGGCAGCACUCGUCAUCUUUGUCAUUGUCACAAAGAGAAACCAAACAGAUAGAGGCAGAGGUAGGAGGACGAACAGGAUGAGCAGGAAGAGAAGAAGGGAAGGAGUGCCUAUAUGCUCAUGUCCACCUGUUGUUAAGUGCUGACUGUAAAAGAGGCUGACUCAGUACUGUGUAGCAGAAAAGCUGUGUGCUGCUCGUGGAUGGAGAAGAUCCAUGAUCUGUCAUUGUGUCUGGUCCAUUAAGUCUUGUUGUGUGAUCAGUUUACCCACAAUCACAAAAGAAAGUGUUGACAUCCAUUUUACUGUAAUAAUGGGUUAUUUAGAUGAAGGGUAAUCAGAUAGUUGCAUUGUGUAAGCUAUUUUAUUGGUGUAUUAAAUGACUAUUAGAUGGCAACAGAUUUACUGAAUUCUUUAUGUUGUACUUUUACUAAACUUGAUUACGUGAGCUUUGUGGUUUACAGUAAAAGAAGAAAUGCUUUACAUAAAUAUUGACCUUAUUUUUGAUCUUCACUGUGGAGAAAAUAUGUCAAUGUCAUGAUUCAAGUAUUGUAAUAAAGUCAGUCAGUGAUGAUUUGCAUUUUAUUGUAGAUCAGACUAAAAUGUGAUUUUAACAUAUUUUAAAUUAGAUAAAUUUAGCUCAGAUUAAAUUGUGGAUUGCAUCAAUUUUGUAAGAACGAGUUUUAAAAAUGUAUUUUCAAGUGGUAUCCACUUCAUUCUUAACGGGAUGUGAUACACUGUGUGCCACAGACUGUCAAUCUCCAUGGGACAACGAUGCCCCCUAGUGUCACUGUCUGCAGCCUUGAUGAAGCACACUGUAAAAUGCUGGGCUGUCAUUUGUUAAAAAAUGGGACGACUAUCAAAGGUACCUUAAAAUGCUCUUGUGUUUCCAGAGAUGAAGCAUCAUGGCUACAGAGAUUAAGACUCAUUUGCAUUUUAGAAGAUGCCAUGAUUGUUGCUCCAUCACUUUGAAUUGGUAGCUUGAAUAUUUUUAAUUGUUCCUCUAAAGUGUGAUAUGCUUCUCUGAGGAUUUUCUGGUCACUUAAAAGUAUUUUCUUUUUAACAAAUUUGUGUCCCCAUCUGUCUUCAAAGGCAUAUACUUUGUGACUUCCAUCUUUGAUUUGACAGACUGACUGAAUUAACUCCGAUCAUUAGAGAAGAGUAACUGCACACUCUUGUGAACUUAGUGCUGUAAAGAAAAGCAACUGAGUCUUGACUAGACUGCAGCUGAUACAUGCUUUAGACACGAAAGCUGCUCACCAUAAAAAUGUCGCUUAACUUCACUUUAGAGAGCAUUUUUGACCAAAACUAAGUGAUCACAUUGUAAUGAUUAAAUGUAACCUGCUAGUCACUGUGUGA